AUGAUGAAAUCCAAAUUGAAACUUAAGUGCUUCGUUGCGGAUAUUAGUUUAUUGAAGUGAAUGAAUUAACUGAUAGUAUUUUUUUUUCCCCAUCAAUUAACUGAUUGUUUAACUUGAGCAAAAAUUCAUUCGGUUGUAGAAAAUUAAAAAGAAAAAAGAAAUUACCAGUUUCUCUUUUUAUUUUAUUUUAUUUCAUUCAGUUCGCUUAUUUGUUAAAAACUUGCUAUUUGCAGUUGAAAUGAUAUCUUCAAGGAGCGUAAGAGCAGACAAUCAGUACAGAGGAUGUGUUCUCAGUGACUAAGAUUGUGCUCAUUGGUUUCUCCUUUAAAGAAGCUGGUGCGGAGUUCGAGUUGUAUGGUUUUUUCUCUGGCACAGACCGGAAAAUGGCUCGAAGGUUUUCUUGUCUUGGUGAACUUGCCUGGAUUUGCAGGUCACUGAAUGGAGCCAAAUUGCAACCACCAAUCCCACCCCAUUCUCACCCACACACUGUACCCCAUGGCAAUUGUUAUCCUAUACUCCAAUUUCAAGCGUUGAGAUCAUAUGCACGUAACAGACGUUCCAACUAUGAUCUAUUUGGUGGUGGUAUACCUAAACCAGAUGAGUUUAAGAAAGCGUGGGCAAAACAAAUGGAUGACGAAGAGAGCCGUCUUUGGACAGCAAGUGAAGAUGAAAGUGACUCUGAUCAAGGUGAUAGUCAUAGCCGUCUCAAAAAAGAGAUUAGGAAAGCCAAACAGCGAGCAAAAGAGCAAGAUGGUCCUAUUGAUGCAGAUGAUAGUGACGAACUGAGAAGUCUGUGGUCUGAUAGUGAUGAUGAGAAGACAUUAUGGACCGGCAGUGAAGGAGAUGAUGAUGAUGAUAUUCCGACUGAGCCAUACCCUAACAAAAAGAGUGAUAAGUACAUUGAUAAACUGUUUGAGUUUGAGGAAAAACCUAAAUAUAGAACACUUUCUGAAGCCUUGAAAUCUGAGCAGGAACCUGAAGAAUUAUCUCCUGGAAAGCAAGCUAGAAAACUUGCAGUGGAAAAUGCACUUAAGAAACUGAAAAAGGGACCCGAUGGACGUUACAUCAAUGUUUGGGAGGUUAUGAGCGAUUUGGACAUUCUGAUUGGUGCUUUUGAGAACAUCAUUUCAGGACCAGAAUAUGCUGAAUUGAGACAGGGAGGACCUAAAAAAUUGAAUAUGCAGUUUUUCAAAGACAUACAAGCUCGUAUGAGAGAUCCAAACUUUGAGUUCUCUCCUGAAAUGAAAUUGAAACCAAAGAGCAAAUUGGUACGUAGAAAGAAAUGGCAGAAAACAGAAUCUAGGCGCAGGAAAGCACGGAAACGAUAGCUUCAUAGCGCCUUUCUUUUUAGCAUCUAAACAUUGUACUGAUAGAUUUGUGUCUUAAUCGCUGAUUCCAAAUCUCUAUAGCUAUUAGAUCAGAGAUAAUUCACGUCCAGAAGAUGUCUGCGGUUGGUGGAUUUGUUUAAUGACUGCUUUCUGUAAAUUCUUUAUGAUUGCUCUAUGCAAGCCAUUUACUUAGAUUAA
Molecule: messenger RNA, 1526 nt
Organism: Lycium barbarum (goji berry)
Lineage: Eukaryota; Viridiplantae; Streptophyta; Magnoliopsida; Solanales; Solanaceae
Exons: 3
Coding region: 384-1328 (314 amino acids)
Source: RefSeq, a predicted model, not a curated record